GACAUGUCUAGCGUGUCUUGAGAGGGCGGCGAGGGGCUGCUCAUAUCCUCUCGCGGCCUACAACCCCCACCUAUCUUUAUGCGUUGGCCGGAAUGGGAUCAAAUGUAAAUAUAAUCCCUCUAACAUAUUUUUUGAGCCGCUAUGGCUCUUCAGACAAGUGGACAAUUUCUCCUUUUAUUGUUUUGCGUGUUGAACAGAGGAAACGCAGAUGAUGAGUUAGAGAUUUUCGACGUGCUUUCGGUCGUGCGAGAAAGAGGGCUUCCCGAUGGAAUAUCACGGACUCCAGGCCGCUGUCAAUCUCCAAUAACACCUGCCGAUGAAUAUUCAGCGUACAGCCUAAACGAAAAUGCUACACUGCAUCAACUUGCUGCUGGAAUGUUCUAUAACACAUUCCCAGAAGAUUUCUCGAUUCUCACGGUUGUGCGAUUGCCAGGAACAGAACAAAAUCCCAUAUUCGUAUUAUAUUCCGAUGCUGGUGAUGAGCAAUUGCAGCUUGUAGUGGGAGAACUUAUAGAAUUAUACUAUGAAGACACCCGAGGGGACCCGCCUGACCAUGAACUCCUCACAUUUCAUGUUAAUAUCGCCGACGGAAUAUGGCAUCGAUUGGGACUCAGCAUAAAAGGAGACUCAGUGACUUUACUAGUCGACUGUAAUAUUAAAGAAACACUGCCUCUAAACCGCAAACCAGGAAGUACAUUCAACUUGGCCGGGGCACUGGUCGUCGGCACCCAGGUCACGCCUGAUCAGUUUUACGAAGGAGACAUCGAAUUGCUUCAAUUUACGAAUAAACCAGAUACAGCCUAUGAUAUGUGUACGUCGAUAGCUCCUGACUGUGUUGGAUAUGAUUCUUACAAUACACUUUCAAUAACUCACAAUACCAGAAGACCCGUCACACCAAAAGACAAUUUGGAUUUAUCAGAGGAAUAUACAGAUUACGACUUGGACACAGACACUUCUACUGCUCAUCCAAAUCAGAACACACUAAGUGCAGAUGAACACGGUAAUAGGCAAUAUGGACAUUUCGGUAGAAGAAGAUUCUUUAUGGAGCGCAAUCGAUCUGAUAGUCACUGGGAGGCUGCUUCCGAUUUGACAACAGCGAGACCUCAGUGGCAAAUCGCAAAUGCUUUCGGUGUAACUGGACCAUAUCUGCCCUUAACUGAUUCAGAUGAAAACAGCAUCUUCGGCCGGUUUACAGACGAAAGUGAGUUGGCGCCGUCACCCCCGAGUGUGGUGUUCUCCACUCGUCCAGAACAAUUGGAAGUCACUACGUCUAGAUUGAAAAGAGGGGACGACGACGAAACGGAAACGGGUCUUGUUACUACCGAGGCAUCCUAUAGUCCGAUGACAACGACGGAAGACGACGAAUGGCUCACACACCCUCCUGAUUACGGUCAAGGAAAUUCUUCAAUUGGAUACGACUCUGAAACAUAUUACGAUUAUGGAAGCACGGGAACCUAUAUGGGACCUCGAGGGUAUCCUGGUCCACCUGGCCCCCAAGGACCCAGAGGACCCAAGGGAGAACCCGGAAAACUCGGAACUGAAGGUCAGCAAGGUUUCCCAGGUCCACCUGGACACGUUUUUGUUGUUCCGUUACAUCAAUCUGGAAAUGAGAAAGGACCUGAUGCCCAAUCAGAAGCACUACGUCAGAUGUUAACACAACACAUGGCAGCAAUGCGAGGAGCCGAAGGACCAAUGGGUUUAAGCGGUCCACCUGGACCAGAGGGAGAAACUGGUCCAGAAGGUCCUAAAGGAGAACAAGGAGAACAAGGCGAACCAGGUCCACCUGGUCCGCGUGGAUUACAAGGACCUCCCGGAAGGCUAGGUCGUCGUGGACAUGCAGGUAGAGACGGGGAGCGUGGGUCUACAGGAGCGACAGGUUCCAAAGGUGAACAAGGCUAUCCAGGUCUACCCGGCAUACCCGGUGAUAAAGGCGAGCGAGGAUCUCCAGGCUUACAAGGAGAAGCAGGAGUAUCAGGACAAGAUGGACCACCAGGCGAUGAUGGACCUUCAGGACCUCCAGGAGUCUCUGGAGAACUAGGUCCACGAGGUUUUAUGGGACCCAGAGGAUUUCCAGGCCUUAUAGGCUAUCCCGGAUUACCUGGCGUAGAAGGACCACAAGGAACUAAAGGUACUGCAGGACAACCUGGACCUCCGGGGCCGCAGGGGCAUCCAGGGCAAAUGGGUCCAGCCGGUUCACCAGGGCCACAAGGACCUAUUGGAACCCCUGGAAUUCAGGGUCCACAGGGUAAACCGGGAAUGUCAGGACUACCUGGACCUGAGGGUUCUCCGGGAACUCCGGGUAAUCCUGGACAACAAGGGCCACCUGGUGACGUUGGACCACAAGGAGCACAAGGAAUGUUGGGUUUUCCUGGAAAUCGUGGACUAAAAGGAGACAUUGGACUUAGGGGUUUACCAGGAGAUAAAGGAGACAAAGGAAUUAGAGGAGUUGACGGAGAAAAAGGUGAUAUUGGGCCAAAAGGAGAACGUGGUCAAAUAGGAGAAUCUGGACCUCCAGGAAUCGAAGGACUUGAAGGACAAAAGGGUUCUGAAGGCCCAAGAGGAGAAACUGGACCAUCAGGUCCAACAGGUGAGAAAGGUGCCUCUGGACCACAGGGCCCACAAGGAUAUCCAGGUAGUCAAGGCGAGAAAGGUGAUAAAGGUGCAUCUGGAAGACGGGGUAGAAGAGGCGCCAAAGGAGUUAUGGGCAUGAUUGGUACUCCUGGAGAUCGUGGAGAAAGUGGACCUAGGGGCUAUAGAGGACCACGCGGGCGUCGUGGUUCUGAUGGUGCUCCAGGCCCUAAAGGAGAUACAGGACAACCGGGCCCCCCAGGGUCAGUAGGAGAACGGGGUCCACAGGGUUUAGAAGGUGUCCGUGGUUUUCCAGGAACAAUUGGACCUCCAGGGCCUGAAGGAAAACCGGGGUUACCUGGACCACUUGGGGAACGUGGACCUACGGGAGAGCCAGGUGCAGUUGGACAACAAGGCCCUAUAGGUGCUAUAGGUCCACAAGGACCUAUUGGAGAACCAGGACCACAAGGUCCUCCAGGCUCAUCGGGCAUACCUGGUACACCAGGCGAUGUAGGAGCACCAGGCGAAACAGGGAAAGAAGGCCCACCAGGGCCACCUGGACCUGAGGGCAAACCGGGACCUAUCGGGUCAUCAGGACCACCAGGUCAACCAGGAGAAUCGGGCUUACCAGGUGUAACCGGACCACCUGGAACAAAAGGCGAUAUUGGCCCUCCAGGACCACCUGGAAUACGUGGAGAUAAAGGAGAACCAGGUGAAGCAGGUCAUGAAGGACUUCAAGGACCUCAAGGUCGCGAAGGUCCUAGAGGAUCACCAGGACCAGGAGGUCAAAAAGGAGAAAUAGGAGAACCGGGUCCAGUCGGCGCCAUUGGUCGAGAUGGACUUCCUGGUCCACGCGGACUAGCUGGAGCUCCGGGUCCUAUUGGAUCUCCAGGUGAAGAUGGAGAUAAAGGUGAAGCGGGACCACCAGGAGAAAAGGGCUUUAAAGGAGCCACCGGUGAACUUGGACCUCAGGGUUCGUCAGGUAUACAAGGUUUAAGAGGAGAAUCUGGUCCUAUUGGACUGCCUGGAGAUAAAGGUCCUCAAGGUGAACCAGGACCUCCGGGCCUACAAGGUGCCGAUGGAGUUCGUGGACCGCUUGGCCCACCAGGACCUACCGGGCCUCAAGGAGAAAAAGGUCAACAAGGCAUCAAAGGAGAUACAGGAGAUAUUGGGCCUAUGGGACCCACUGGUCCAGUUGGUCCUAACGGACUACCCGGUAGGCGUGGACCUAAGGGCAUACAAGGCGAACCAGGUCCUCGAGGAGCAGAGGGUCAACAUGGAGAUGUAGGCAAUCCGGGUCCAACUGGACAGCCAGGGCCCCAAGGACCCGAAGGGAAAUUGGGACCCAGAGGACCCGUUGGACCUAAGGGAGAAGAUGGUCCACCAGGUCUACAAGGAGAGCCAGGACCAAAAGGGCAUCCAGGCCCAGAAGGACCUAAAGGCGACACAGGACCUCUAGGAUUACCAGGAGAAAGGGGAGAAACUGGGCCUCAAGGUAUUAAAGGUGAACCAGGAACAGAUGGUCCAGAAGGUAGCACAGGCCCUCCUGGACCACCAGGAUCUACGGGACCACCUGGGAAACCGGGUGAAACUGGAGUACCCGGAAAUCCGGGAUCCGAAGGACCAGCUGGUACCCAAGGUAGCACCGGUACACCUGGUGAAAAAGGAGAUAUAGGACCAAAAGGUGCUGUUGGCGAGCCUGGUCCCGUAGGGCCUAUUGGUCCUCCAGGCGAAGAAGGACAGCGUGGCGUACGGGGAAUUCCGGGACCCAAUGGUGAUGUGGGAGCUCCAGGUGUGGUUGGUCCUUCUGGUCCACCUGGAAAAUUGGGACCAGUAGGAGCACCAGGACCCAGGGGCGAAAAGGGGAACAGAGGACCUAAAGGACACAUUGGGGAUACCGGUCCAAUGGGAUUAAAAGGUGAUCAAGGUGAAAUAGGAAAACAGGGACCUCCUGGACCAGUGGGGCCAAUUGGACUUAAAGGCGAUACGGGUCCUGUCGGACCACCAGGCCCAAAAGGAGAUACUGGACCAAUUGGUCUCUCUGGGCCCGAAGGUCCCGUAGGACCUAAAGGAAAUACUGGUCCAGAGGGAAGACUUGGCCAUCCUGGGCCACCAGGUUUACCUGGACCACCAGGAUUACCUGCACCUCCUCCUCAACUACCAGCUGAGUUAUUUAGUUCUCGACGUCGACGGAGUAUUAACACGGACUCUUAUGAUUCUACAACAGAGGAUACUUUCGAAGAUGAAGAAAUAGAGUGGGUGCAAGAAAUAAUGAACGGAGUAAUAGCGGCCCGCGCGGAACUCGAUGCAGCACGCAGACCACGCGGCUCGCGCAUUAAUCCCGGACUCUCUUGCCGUGAUUUGCGCAGUACACAUGUCAAUUUAACUGACGGGUAUUACUGGAUUGAUGCACGUGGCGGUGGACGACCACUUCGAGUCUUCUGCCAGGGAGACAAUACUUGUGUGCAACCUGACAUUGCAGAACAGGCGACUUACACGACAGAUGGCAACUCAAUUAAGUUCUCUAAACUUGAUAAUGGAUAUCGGAUAACGUAUGACAACGAAGGCUCUGGCGCGGUACAAUUGCGUUUCUUGAGAUUAUUAUCGAGUGAAGUUCGUCAGAACUUCACAUACAGAUGCGUCGAUACUAAAAGUAUUCAAAGAACUGAUAUACCCUCGAAGCUGACGAGAUUGAACAAUGUUAAACUUUUCGGCUACAAUUCGGCUGAAUUCAAAGAACCGCAAAUUGUAAAGGACGAUUGCAAGUCGGGAUCUGGAGAAAUAGUUCUGCAAAUACGAACAUCGCGUAUUGAACGAUUACCUAUAAGUGACUUCCAAACACUUGGAUAUAUGGACGCAGAUCAUCAAUUCACGUUUAUAGUGGGUCCCGUGUGCUUUUCCUGAUACAGACAAAUAUACACGAUUGUAAAUAUGUAAAUGAAAUAUAUUUAUCAAUAUGUACUUACUUAGUCUCGGACCUUUGUAAAUAUUGUAAAUAAAUGUUGUCACGGCCAACGUUCUUUUUAUUACUUCCAUUCAUUUAAUCCACCUGAUAAAUAGUCAGCAUUAACAUUCCACCAACGUCAUUUUUUUAAAGGAUUAGAAUGGAAUGCUUACAAGGAGACGUAUACCUCACAAGGA
Achroia grisella is the source of this 5709-nucleotide messenger RNA. RefSeq names its product collagen alpha-1(I) chain-like. NCBI's taxonomy places the organism in Eukaryota, Metazoa, Arthropoda, Insecta, Lepidoptera, Pyralidae. Gene Ontology annotation, molecular function: extracellular matrix structural constituent. Bases 142 to 5472 code for a protein of 1776 amino acids. The transcript is spliced from 32 exons. The record is from RefSeq and is a predicted model, not a curated record.